Messenger RNA from Penicillium diatomitis, 1365 nucleotides. RefSeq names its product Zn(II)2Cys6 transcription factor. Lineage: Eukaryota; Fungi; Ascomycota; Eurotiomycetes; Eurotiales; Aspergillaceae. Gene Ontology annotation, biological process: regulation of transcription by RNA polymerase II. Gene Ontology annotation, molecular function: DNA-binding transcription activator activity, RNA polymerase II-specific; zinc ion binding. The record is from RefSeq and is a predicted model, not a curated record. The transcript has 3 exons. Bases 1 to 1365 code for a protein of 454 amino acids.
AUGGGUCCGCGCAGGUCACAUCGCAAGUCACGCAACGGCUGCCCUGAAUGCAAAUCUCGCCGCCUAAAGUGUGAUGAGCGCUAUCCCUGCGCCAAUUGUGUCAAGCAUGGUAUACAAUGUAGCUUUGUCGCGCCUGUCCCCUCGACCCGGACAGCAAGCGCGGACUUGAGCGUCUCCACAAACUCAACCUCGCAGUCUUUACCUGUUCAGAGUGGCCCACCCAUUCAUCAUUCACAUGUCCAUCUGCCAGGCUCUUUGGAUGCGCCGACCCCCAACGGCAGCUUUGUGGGAGGUAUCUCUGGCUCUGGUAGUAGCCCGCCUGAAUCGGAGACUCGGUUGGAUCUGCUUAAUCACUUGCCCGAUCCUCGAUAUGAAGUUUCAGGAUAUCGACAGAAUUGGGCCCUGGAUUUGGAAUUGAUGCACCAUUUUUCCACGGUAACAUGCAACACUUUGGCUAUUCGUGAAGAUGCUCGUCAUGUCUGGCGCGUCGUGAUGCCCAUGGAAGGGUACUCGAAUGAGUACAUCCUUCAUGGCAUACUAUCCAUUGCCGCCGUUCAUAAGUCAUAUCUCUCUCCCAUGCCAGCAAAGAAGGAGAAAUACAGCAAAGCCUCUGCAUAUCAUUUGGCCGCAGGCCUCAAGGUCUUUCGAGAAUUGAUCGCGUCUCCGAUCGAUACUGCCCAUUGGCAGACUGUCUUCUGUUUCGCCUCCAUGACCACAAUACACUUAUGUACUGUUCCCCUUCGGCAAGGUGGCGCUCGAUGGCCCGAUCCGAUUGCAAACACCGUGGAACUGCUGUCGAGUGUGAAAGGGUUGCAAGCAAUCAUGAGGCCUUUCCUCCCGUCAUUAGGCAGAUCUCAUUUGGCACCCUUAGCAAAUGCGGUCUGGCUUGAGAGUGAAAUGCGUAUUCAUAGUACAUCACUCUCGCAACACUCGCUGCUACCAUCAGACAUCUGGUUGCAACUUGGUCGCCUCCAUCAAUGGAUUAAAACAUGUCCAAUUCGUCACCUUGACGGGGAUGGUGUUGCCCAGGACAGCGACCUCCAUCAUCGUAAAGACUACGAGAUCGCCAUCCGGGCGCUUGAGAACUCUACACGGCAAAUUGAACUCGCUGGACCUCACCCUGAGGCUGGGAUGAUAUUCCUUUGGGCGUAUCCGCUAUCUAAGCAGUUCUACAAGGCCUUACUGGCACAUUGUCCGGCAGCCCUUGUAAUACUGGCGCAUUGCUGUGUUCUCCUACAAUCUGUCGAUGACCGCUGGUACCUCAAGGGUCUUGCGCAUCAGCUUCUUCAGGAUAUUGAUAGAAACAUCAACCCAGCCUAUCGCGACUGGCUUACUUGGCCUAGACAUUGGAUUUUGCAACCUUGA